UUAAGAUACAACAAAGUGGCCCACAGUUCUUGACAUUGAAAGAUACUCUCUCCUCAAAGUAUUUUUAGAGCUGAAGGAAACUUCGCAUUUCCCAGAUCUAAAUCCAGACAACCUCAUACACUGGAACAAACAUCUCACCCCACACUCACCAUCUUCAACCUAAUUAAUCACCUCUCUCAUUUAUUUUGACUGAACAUUGAAGAAGAAAGACAUGUGAGUCGUUUUCAAUGUUCUCUUUUACUUCCUUCUACAAGGUUGAAGCACAAUUAUUCCCAUUUCAAGAAUAGCUAUAAAAUAAAACCCCUUGUUUCAGCAACCUACACCCUAGUCAGAGUUUAAGUUUUCAUGCACUAAGUUUCUUAAAGUUAGCUCCUUUCAGGUCCAUUCACAAUCUUCUCAGAGAGAAGGAGAGAGAUCUAUUCAUUCGGAUCAUUUGGGGUGUCAGGAACAGUUACAUUCACAUCUGGUUCUGAACUUGUUUCAGCAACCUUCACCUGGUGGCACUAACAAAGUGACCCUUUGAAUAAGAAUCCAAAAGGGUAUCUGAGGAUCACCCGAAUCUGUUGAAUUUAUCAGGUUCUAUGUUGCAGAAGGUGUGCAAGAGAUACAGAAUCAUGGUGAAUGGAAAUGGUUUGUUUUACCACUUUGUGGGUUUCGCAACGGUGUUGUUGUUUAUUUACAUGACUUUUGGGGACGUGAAGUUUGGUUUAGAGGAAGAAGUGGAAUUGGCCUUUGUGGAGAGAAAUGGGACUCAGUUUGUGGUGGAUGGGAAGGCUUUCUACAUUAAUGGGUGGAACUCUUACUGGUUAAUGGUGCAGUCUGUGGAUGCGUAUAACAGGCCAAGGGUGCGUGAAAUGCUGAAGGCUGGGGCCAAGAUGGGCCUCACGGUGUGCAGAACUUGGGCCUUCAAUGAUGGUGAUUACAAUGCUCUUCAGAGUUUCCCUGGCGUGUUCAAUGAAGAAGCUUUCAAGGCCUUGGACUAUGUUAUAGCAGAAGCAAGGAAACAUGGAAUUAGGCUGCUCCUUAGCUUGGUAAAUAACUUGCAUGCAUAUGGUGGGAAGACUCAAUAUGUCAAAUGGGCAUGGCAAGAAGGGAUAGGGUUAAGCUCAUCUAAUGAUUCUUUCUUCUUUGAUCCAUCAAUCCGAAGUUAUUUCAAGAAUUAUAUCAAGACUAUUCUGACAAGGAAGAAUACAAUCACUGGAAUUGAAUAUAGAAAUGACCCCACUAUUUUUGGUUGGGAAUUGAUUAAUGAACCGCGGUGCUCAACUGAUCCUUCUGGCGACACUCUCCAAGAAUGGAUAGAGGAAAUGUCAGCUUUUGUCAAAUUGAUCGAUAAGCGGCAUCUUGUGACUGUUGGCCUUGAAGGUUUCUAUGGUCCUAAUGACCCAAAAAGAUCAACUGUUAACCCUGAAGAGUGGGCAUCUAGACUUGGAUCUGACUUCAUAAGGAAUUCCCAAACCCCAAAUAUUGACUUCACAUCUGUUCAUAUCUAUCCUGAUCACUGGUUUCAUGAGCAGGUAUUUGAAGACUAUAUGCCAUUUGUCUCCAAGUGGAUGCAUUCUCACAUUGAAGAUGGUGACAAGGUAUUGAACAAGCCAGUGUUGUUCUCUGAAUUUGGAUUAUCAGACAUAAAUUUUACGUUGUCUGAACGAAAAAUAAUGUACAAAACAAUUUUAGACAUAAGCUACAAAUCUGCAAAGAAAAACAAGGCUGGAGCAGGUACUCUAGUUUGGCAAUUGUUAGUUGGAGGGAUGCAGGAGUUGAGUGAUGAUUUUGGGAUCAUCCCAUGGGAAAAGACACCAAUCCCUUCACUAUUUGUUGAACAAUCAUGCAGAUUAGCCAAGGCCAAGGGAUGGCCUCACAAGAAACCAAGUUAUAAACAAUUUUGUUAGCAAAAGAUGUGCAAAUAAAAGCCCUUGAUUUGAAUGGGGAGAAAUAUGGGUUCGUUUGUGGUUUAAGACUGCUUAUUAUAGGUGCAUGACUAGUUUUGUACAAUAUGCUCGGUUUUCAUCACCAAUGCUAAAUUUGAUUAGUGGCAUAUAUAAUAUAUAUAGCGUGUUAACAUAGAUUAGAUAUUAUUA
Molecule: messenger RNA, 2081 nt
Organism: Cajanus cajan (pigeon pea)
Lineage: Eukaryota; Viridiplantae; Streptophyta; Magnoliopsida; Fabales; Fabaceae
Source: RefSeq, a predicted model, not a curated record